AGAAAGAAACCUUAAAUUUCUAAAUUGGGCCAAAAGGUGGAGAUCGCCAUGGGAGAUGGCAACACGAACGCAAAUACAAGUAGAGGCAAUUCGAAUAGCAACCGCCCAGAGUGGCUGCAACAAUAUGAUUUGAUAGGGAAGAUUGGGGAAGGGACCUACGGGUUGGUUUUUUUGGCUAAAAUAAAAGCUAACCGCAGCAAAUCUAUUGCUAUCAAGAAGUUCAAGCAAUCCAAGGACGGCGACGGUGUUUCCCCCACCGCCAUUCGCGAAAUCAUGUUGCUUCGGGAGAUAUCCCAUGAGAAUGUUGUAAAGCUUGUCAAUGUGCAUAUCAACCAGACAGAUAUGUCUCUCUAUCUGGCUUUUGACUAUGCAGAGCAUGACCUCUAUGAAAUUAUCAGACAUCAUAGAGACAAGGUCAAUCAGGCAAUCAAUCAGUACACUGUCAAGUGUCUGUUAUGGCAGCUGCUUAAUGGUCUCAGUUAUCUUCACAGUAAUUGGAUUGUACACCGAGACCUAAAGCCAUCAAAUAUCUUGGUAAUGGGCGAGGGAGAAGAACAUGGAGUUGUUAAAAUUGCUGAUUUUGGCCUUGCAAGAAUUUAUCAAGCUCCAUUGAAAUCACUAGCUGAGAAUGGGGUUGUAGUCACUAUCUGGUAUCGUGCGCCAGAGUUACUCCUUGGAGCAAAACACUACACAAGUGCAGUUGAUAUGUGGGCCGUUGGCUGUAUAUUUGCUGAGCUUCUUACUCUAAAGCCACUAUUUCAAGGGCAAGAAGUGAAAGGCACACCAAACCCGUUCCAGCUUGACCAACUGGACAAGAUAUUUAAGGUCCUUGGUCAUCCCACACCAGAAAAAUGGCCAACACUGGUAAACCUUCCGCACUGGCAAUCUGAUGUGCAACGUAUUCAAGGACAUAAGUAUGAUAAUCUUACACUUUAUAGUGUUUUGCACCUGCCUCCCAAAAGUCCUGCAUACGACCUCCUUUCUAAGAUGCUUGAAUAUGAUCCUCGCAAAAGAAUAACAGCAACGCAAGCUCUUGAGCAUGAGUACUUUCGGAUGGAACCUCUACCUGGCCGCAAUGCACUUGUACCACCACAACCUGGAGAAAAAGUUGUGAAUUAUCCAACUCGACCUGUGGACACGACGACAGACUUUGAAGGAACCAUUAGUCUUCAACCUUCUCAGCCAGUAUCAUCUGGAAAUGCAGCAUCUGGUGGCAUGCAUGGACCCCAUGUUAUGCCAACUAGAUCUGUACCCAGACCGAUGCAAAUGGUCAACAUGCAAAGGAUGCAACCUCAGGGCAUGUCUGCUUAUAAUCUUGCUUCUCAAGCUGGCAUGGGGGCUGGAAUGAACCCGGUAAACAUGCCCAUGCAGCGUGGUGGUGCUGCUCAGGUGCAUCAGCAGCAGAUGAGAAGGAAAGAUCCAGGAAUGGGAAUGCCUGGAUACCCUCCACAACAGAAAUCUAGACGUUUCUGAAAGUCGUCUUCAGUGUCAAUCAAGCACAUACAACUCUGGUCUGGGUUUGAACCAAGCCCGUUGGACCGGUCUAAUCCGGUCUGUAAUUUGAUGGAGUUAGGCUUUAAUUUUUGCAGUUCAUUUAAGAACGGGGCUUUUUAGCUCAGACCAGAUAAGCCCAGGGACCUAUGGGGCUUAAGCAAUGUGGGGGGGUUGGCCCGUAAGUCAAAUACAUGCAACUAUUUAGAUUGCUUAUUAGUAUUUUUAUUUGGUUCGAAAGAUAUCAUUGCAAAAGUUAUUUAAUUUCGCUAUUAAGAGUAUUUUUGGGGGUGUUAGAAACUUGAUUAACAAGUAUUAACAUUAUGUAAUAUUGUCUGGUAAUAUUUAUGGUUAUUAAUAUUCUAAAAUUAAAUUAUAAAAUAUUGUUUUUUAAAAAA
Messenger RNA from Capsicum annuum, 1889 nucleotides. RefSeq names its product cyclin-dependent kinase E-1. Gene Ontology annotation, cellular component: mediator complex; nucleus. The record is from RefSeq and is a predicted model, not a curated record. Bases 49 to 1473 code for a protein of 474 amino acids. Lineage: Eukaryota; Viridiplantae; Streptophyta; Magnoliopsida; Solanales; Solanaceae. Gene Ontology annotation, biological process: protein phosphorylation. The transcript is spliced from 16 exons. Gene Ontology annotation, molecular function: RNA polymerase II CTD heptapeptide repeat kinase activity; ATP binding; cyclin-dependent protein serine/threonine kinase activity.